Messenger RNA from Manacus vitellinus (golden-collared manakin), 1881 nucleotides. RefSeq names its product angiopoietin like 1 (gene ANGPTL1). Gene Ontology annotation, biological process: cell surface receptor protein tyrosine kinase signaling pathway. NCBI's taxonomy places the organism in Eukaryota, Metazoa, Chordata, Aves, Passeriformes, Pipridae. The transcript is spliced from 4 exons. Bases 1 to 1473 code for a protein of 490 amino acids. The record is from RefSeq and is a predicted model, not a curated record.
AUGAAGAUAUUCAAGUGGACUUUGGGUGUCCUGCUCUUCCUGCUGUUGUCCAUCGGGCGCUGCACGGAACAAUCCACGCCGAGCAAGACGCCCCAGCGGAGACACCCUCGCUCCGCAGAGGGCGGAGAGGAAGGGAAGAAAUGUGGUUACACCUUCUUGGUCCCAGAGCAAAAAAUCACGGGGCCGAUUUGCGUGAACACCAACGGCCCGGCCGCCGGGAGCAGGAAGGACGAAGUCACCAGGAUGGACAUCGAGAACCUGAAGGAUGUGCUGUCCAAGCAAAAGCGGGAGAUUGACAUUUUGCAGUUGGUGGUGGAUGUGGAUGGAAACAUUGUGAACGAAGUCAAGUUACUGAGGAAAGAAAGUCGGAACAUGAACUCCCGGGUCACCCAACUGUACAUGCAACUCUUGCACGAGAUAAUCCGGAAGCGCGACAACUCACUCGAGCUUUCCCAACUGGAAAACAAAGUCCUGAACGUCACGACAGAAAUGCUGAGGAUGGCAACGAAAUACAAGGAGCUUGAAGUAAAAUACGCAGCACUGACUGAUCUGGUAAACAACCAGUCUGUGACUAUCUCACUGCUGGAAGAGCAGUGCUUGAGAAUCUUCUCCCGACAGGACACCCACGGGUCCCCACCCCUCGUCCAGGUGGUGCCACAGCACAUUCCCAACAGCCAGCCCUACACUCCCGUCCUUCUGGGAGGUAAUGAGAUACAGAGAGACCCGGGAUACCCCAGAGAUGUAAGGCCACCACCUGAUCCAGCCACUUCUCCUACAAAGAGUCCUUUCAGAGUGCCACCACUGGCUCUGAUUAAUGAGGGUCCAUUCAAAGACUGCCAACAAGCCAAGGAAGCUGGACAUUCCAACAGUGGGAUUUACAUGAUCAAACCUGAAAACAGCAACGAGCCAAUGCAACUGUGGUGUGAGAACAGCCUGGACCCUGGAGGAUGGGCAGUUAUUCAGAAGAGGACAGAUGGAUCUGUCAACUUUUUCAGGAACUGGGACAGUUACAAGAAAGGAUUUGGAAACAUUGAUGGAGAGUACUGGCUGGGACUGGAAAACAUCUACAUGCUCAGCAAUCAGGAUAAUUACAGACUAUUGAUUGAGCUGGAGGACUGGAGCAACAAGAAGGUCUAUGCUGAGUACAGCAGCUUCCGCCUGGAGCCCGAGAGCGAGUUCUACAGGCUGCGCCUGGGAACGUACCAAGGGAACGCCGGCGACUCCAUGAUCUGGCACAACGGGAAGCAGUUCACCACACUGGACAGAGACAGGGACAUGUAUUCAGGAAACUGUGCCCACUUCCACAAAGGCGGCUGGUGGUACAACGCGUGUGCCCACUCCAACCUCAACGGGGUGUGGUACAGGGGAGGCCACUACAGGAGCAAGUACCAGGAUGGAAUAUUUUGGGCUGAGUACCGGGGAGGCUCCUACUCCUUGAAAGCAGUUCAGAUGAUGAUCAGGCCUAUAGACUGAGGAGGAAAAUCCCGCAGCGCCCGAGGGAUCCCGUAUAAACUUCCCGGUGCUUGAGUUCCAGAAAAAAAAUAAAGUAUUACUUUUUUAAUCAUUAUUUUGCACAAUCUGCCCCUGCAAAAAGCAGGUCUACAGUUUUCCUGUCUUCUUUUCCCUGUCGUGUUCCCCUCUCCUUUUUCAGACCCCUUCUCUACUGUGACAGACGGUGGGAUUUUUUAAACACACAUUCACAAAAGCAGAUGUUUGUGCUUGCAAAGCAUAUUUAUCCUUUGUUCAAGACCAACAUACUUUACAUAAACAGUCAUUAAAGCUGGUAAAAAAGUCCAGAUUUAUGACAAGAUAUAAGCUUUUCCACUUCAGAAAGCUUAUGCUCUUUCAGGUUAGCUCAACUCUUACAUGUAAAUAUGUGAA